Molecule: messenger RNA, 4690 nt
Organism: Gymnodraco acuticeps
Lineage: Eukaryota; Metazoa; Chordata; Actinopteri; Perciformes; Bathydraconidae
Gene: dgkb
Product: diacylglycerol kinase, beta
Exons: 25
Coding region: 542-2893 (783 amino acids)
Biological process (GO): lipid phosphorylation; diacylglycerol metabolic process; intracellular signal transduction
Cellular component (GO): plasma membrane
Molecular function (GO): ATP-dependent diacylglycerol kinase activity; calcium ion binding
Source: RefSeq, a predicted model, not a curated record
UUUCAGGGCAGGGAGGGGGAAGGAAUUGAGAGAUUGAGGGAGGGAUGUGACGUGAGCGAGCGGGAGUAUGGAAACUGAUCAUUGCAGGCUGAGCACUGUUGGAUAAUUCUGCUCUCCCUCUUUCCCUCUCCCUCUUUCCCUCUCCCCCUCGCGCUCUCUCUUGCGCUCUCACUCUCUCACCACUAUACAUCCCUAGCGAAGCUGCUCUGACCAGAAAAACAAACACCAUCCACAUACUCAUACUCUGACAUGCAGCGGAGAGGACUGCUGCCUCUGUUCCCUCAUCUCCUCUCUUUCACACACAGACACUCACCCUCUAUCUAAUUACAAACACCCACUUCUGCCCUGCAGUUGAAGGAGACCGAAAGAAGGAUACGGCAGUAAUGUGGCUGAGGAGCUUCAUCUGAAAACAUCUGCCUGGAGGACUCCUCCCUUCUCCUCUCUUGGUGGUCAACCCCAGCUCUGCAGCAGAGUAAGACUCCCCGCUGUGUGUUGCUGCCCGGGGAAUGCUCGACUGACGGACAGAAAAGGCCUGAACACGAUGAGCAGCCAGGACAAAUGGGUCACACUGACCCCAACUGAAUUCGCCUUGCUGCAGGAUUACACUCAGUACUCCACCAAGAAGCUGAAGGAUGUGCUGCAGGAGUUCCAUGGAGAUGGUGUGUUGGCAAAAUACAAUCCAGAGGAGAAGCACGACAUCCUCAGCCAGGAUAUCGACUUUGAGGGCUUCAAGGUCUUCAUGCAGACGUUCUUGGAGAGCGAACUCCCCGAAGAGUUUUGUCAACACCUCUUCAUGACAUUUAGCAACAAGGGUCCCAAACCCAGUCCCUCAUCUUCUGACAAACCCAGAGUCUCUGGGCUGAAGCUGAUGAAAGGCAGCUCAACCCCUCUGAAGACAGUCACACUGCCACAGCCUCUGGAUACGGUGCAGCUGAAGGACAUCGUGUGUUACCUCUCGUUGCUGGAGGGCGGGCGUCCUGAGGACAAGCUGGAGUUUAUGUUUCGCCUCUAUGACACUGAUGGAAAUGGCUCUUUGGACAGCUCGGAGCUGGAGCACAUUAUCUCCCAGAUGAUGCAUGUAGCCGAGUACCUGGAGUGGGACGUGACUGAGCUGAAACCAAUCCUGCAGGAUAUGAUGUCGGAGAUAGACUAUGAUCGCGAUGGCACGGUGUCACUGGAGGAGUGGAUCCAAGGAGGCAUGACCACUAUCCCACUGCUGGUUCUGCUGGGCCUGGAGACGAAUGUUAAAGAUGACGGGCAACACGUGUGGAGGCUGAAGCACUUCAACAAGCCGGCUUACUGUAACCUGUGUCUCAACAUGCUAAUUGGACUGGGGAAGCAGGGACUCUGCUGCUCUUUCUGCAAAUACACAGUGCAUGAGCGCUGUGUGGCUCGCGCUCCUCCGUCUUGCAUCAAAACCUAUGUCAAGUCCAAGAAAAACACAGAGGUAAUGCAUCAUUUCUGGGUGGAAGGGAACUGCCCCACCAAGUGUGACAAGUGUCACAAAACCGUUAAGUGUUACCAGGGCCUGACUGGGCUCCACUGUGUGUGGUGUCAAAUCACGCUCCAUAACAAGUGUGCCUCCCAUGUGAAACCUGAGUGUGACUGCGGACCCCUGAAGGAUCACAUCCUGCCCCCGAAUUCAAUCUGCCCCGUCGUCCUGGAAAGGCAGUCGACGCUGAGGAAGGACUCCCGGUGCAGUCUGUCGAGCCGGGGGAAGAUGCAGAGAGCCAACUCCGUCACUGUGGACGGCCAAGGACUGCAGAUCACAACAAUAGAGGGCACUCAUCCUCUGCUAGUGUUUGUCAAUCCAAAAAGCGGAGGGAAGCAGGGAGAGAGGAUAUACAGAAAGUUCCAGUAUCUUCUGAACCCGAGACAAGUGUACAACCUGGCCAAGAAUGGACCCAUGCCAGGGCUGAACUUCUUCAGAGAUGUUCCUGAUUUCAGAGUGCUGGCCUGCGGAGGAGACGGCACUGUGGGAUGGAUCCUCGACUUUAUAGAUAAGGCCAACCUGGACAGGAACCCCCCUGUGUGUAUACUUCCUCUUGGCACGGGCAACGACCUGGCGAGGUGUCUGCGAUGGGGAGGAGGCUAUGAGGGCGAGAGCCUCCUGAAGAUAAUGCGGGACAUUGAGAACAGUUCAGAGUUGAUGCUGGACCGCUGGAAGAUUGACGUCACGCCCACGGACAAAGAGGAGCGAGGGGACCCGGUGCCUUACAGUAUCGUCAACAACUACUUCUCCAUCGGAGUGGAUGCCUCAAUCGCACAUCGUUUCCAUGUUAUGAGGGAAAAGCAUCCAGAGAAAUUCAACAGCAGAACAAAGAAUAAGCUGUGGUACUUUGAGUUUGGCACUUCAGAGACCUUUUCUGCCACAUGUAAGAAGCUCCAUGACUUUCUGGAGGUUGAGUGUGAUGGUGUUACUCUGGACCUCAGCAGCAUCUCUUUGGAAGGCAUUGCCAUUCUCAACAUUCCCAGCAUGCACGGCGGCUCAAACCUUUGGGGUGAGAGCAAGAAGAGGAGGGGUAACCGCAAAGGAGGCAAAAAGAGCCAAGACAAGAGGACACCAGUGCUGGACCCCAAGGAACUGAUGUUUGCAGUUCAAGAUUUGUCUGACCAGCUGCUGGAGGUGGUGGGGCUGGAAGGAGCCAUGGAGAUGGGUCAGAUCUACACCGGCCUGAAGAGCGCUGGGAGACGCCUGGCACAGUGCUCCUCCGUGACCGUCAGAACCAGUAAAUCCCUCCCCAUGCAGAUUGACGGGGAACCUUGGAUGCAGACUCCCUGCACUAUUGAGAUCGUCCACAAGAACCAGGCUCCCAUGUUAAUUGGGGCGCCACAAUGCCGAAGCUUCUUCUCCUCCGUCAUCAGACGAACUCGCACUGAGAGCAAAGACUGAUCGCUUCAAGACCUUUGAGUUCCACAAUCCGCUGCAGAGCAGCAGCCACAAGUUGAUCGUCACUCGGCCUGUUAGUGAAGGAGGGUCUUUGAUGCCUGUUUGACAGCGCAGUGGAAGUAGCAAACUGUAGGUUCAGUAUGUAUUGCCGGUGGCUGGGGGUCACUGAGAAGCUUUUAUUCGAUGCAGAAUGAGGUGUAUUUUAGAACUGAUGCUUCAAACUACAGUGUGUAGAGUAGUUUAGCUCCAAAAAUACUGAAGCUAUUUCGGGAAGUCACAUUUUAUAAAAGUAUUUUUAUUUCUGCUGUUGUGAUCUGUGCCAUGUGGAAAAAAAGCCCACAAAUGAAUGUGUUUUUGUGAUAGGAUGUAUUUAUUUAUUUAUUCAUACUUUGCUGCUAUUGAUGUAUUUUAACAGUUUUUUGCAUUUGCAUUCGACUGAUGCAUGAUGGACAGAGAAAGAGUUUGUCGUUGUGGAGGCUGACAUAUCUGGAGCUUGCAGCUGAUCCUUAGUAAGUGUUUAGUAAGAUGUAACGUUUAUUUGAUCAGCAUUUUUUCAGCGCUUCACUCGUGAAUGGCUUCAAGUAGUGAAAAGAGAGAAAGUAACUUUUUGUUUCUUUUAAUGGUUCCUGCAAGUCAUCCUUGUCAUGUUGUGAUGCUGCUCCAUCAGUGGAAAGAUUAGGAAUGAAUAUUGAUCCUCAUAAAAAAUGCAUGACACUCUUUGUUUUAUGUUGCACGAGAGAUUUCCAGACAGUUUGACCAACUGCGUGAACACUUCCUGUUGCAUGAGUGACCAAGAUCUGUUGUGACACUUGUGGAAUUUGAUUGUUUUUUGAAUCUACGUCUGCAGUGCUGCUCAUUUGAACCAUAUCAAACUUCAUAACAUGGCUACAUUUUUGUGAGAUCCUGUGUUUCUGAGCAGGUACUCAGGAACUUUUAAAUUGAGAAAGGUUCAAAUGAAACAAAAAAGAGAAGUGUUUAUACUGUAUAUUGUUACAGUGACUCUAUAGUUGGAUAUUCACAAGAGGCAGUUUGACCUCCUCUGGUCAUUGAUUUGCUCCAAUGUCUACGGUUGAGUGUUUACAGUCCGCUGUGCAUCAAAGCGUAUAUUGACCAAUUUAAGGUCUAAAUACAAAAUGACUAUUGACAUAUAUAUAUAUAGUAGGCUACAUGCUUGAUUUAAAUAAUCAAUACUUCAAAUCAAUCCCAUCUAAUAAUUACAGUUUCAGAGGCAUGUUACAGCCACUGAGUAUGCACAUGCUGGCUACACAUUAAUUUAAAAAAAACAUUUUUGGAACAUUUUCAUUAAUUUCAAACAGCUUAAUUCAUAAGAUCCUCCUUACACAUGGCAUUAUACUGGGUGGUCAAGCUACUGAUUCAACACAUUUCUGCAUUUAAAUAGUAUUUAUCUCAUUCAUUCUCACCAAAGACACAUUUUGGUGGAUUUCUUACAGACCUACCAGCGUGAAACAAACCUGAUAAAUAUUUUUGUUUUAACUGAAUUGCACUCCUGCUUGUUUUGUAUGAUGAUUUAAAGCUUGACUGUUUCAGUCUUUAAAAGUGCCAUAUGCCUGUGGAGACUGAGGUCUGGUAAGUCUCCUGCGUCUUUGCUUUGUACGGUGCUGAGUUUGCACAGUGAGGUUGUAUUUUUGUACACAGUAUUUAUUUAUUUUUCCGCUUACUGCUUUCACUCUUGAACUAGCACCAUGUUGUUCUGAAUAAAAUGAAAACUCAUUCUGCCUGCCAAUGUUGACUGGGUAAAGUGAUAAUGGAAAUAAUAAAAAAUAAAGUUUUUUUGUUUGA